This is a messenger RNA of Chelonia mydas (Green sea turtle), 3543 nucleotides long. RefSeq names its product heat shock protein family H (Hsp110) member 1 (gene HSPH1). The record is from RefSeq and is a predicted model, not a curated record. Gene Ontology annotation, molecular function: ATP-dependent protein folding chaperone; ATP binding. The coding region runs from base 26 to 2887 and encodes 953 amino acids. Gene Ontology annotation, cellular component: nucleus; cytosol. Gene Ontology annotation, biological process: protein folding. The transcript has 18 exons. Lineage: Eukaryota; Metazoa; Chordata; Testudines; Cheloniidae.
AGAAUGCGCGGCGUCCCAGGUCGUCAUGAGAACGAAAGACGUCACUGCGUUCCUCCGCCCGCCAUUGGUUAGCAUUGUUCGAGAAAGCUGGAGAAAGCGGAAGCGGAAGCCGCACGUGGAGCCGGCAAGGCGCUGCCGCAGUUUCUGGAAAUUUCUCCCGCUGUCAUAUUUAAAGCGGCGGCGCCAGCUACCUCCCCCCCCCUCCCUUCCCGCGGCCAGAGGCAGCAACACAGCGCCGGAGCCAGCGCUCUGCGGCGGAGCCGUCCAGGGAGAGGCUCGCGCGGGCGGGACGGGGGCUGCCCCUGCCGGCGGGACCAUGGCCGUGGUGGGGUUCGACCUGGGCUCGCAGAGCUGUUACAUCGCGGUGGCCCGGGCCGGGGGCAUCGAGACCGUCGCCAACGAGUUCAGCGACAGAUGCACCCCAUCAGUUGUAUCAUUUGGAUCCAAAAACAGAGCUAUUGGUGUUUCAGCUAAAAACCAGCAAAUUACUCAUGCUAACAACACAGUAUCUAACUUCAAGAGGUUCCAUGGCCGUGCAUUUAAUGAUCCUUUUAUUCAGAAGGAGAAAGAAAGCUUGAGUUAUGAUUUGGUUCCAAUGAAAAAUGGCGGUGUUGGAAUAAAGGUAUUGUACAUGGGUGAGGAACAUUUCUUUAGUGUGGAACAGAUAACAGCUAUGCUGUUGACUAAGUUGAAGGAGACUGCUGAGACUAACCUAAAAAAGCCAGUAACAGACUGUGUUAUUUCUGUUCCAUCAUUUUUCACUGAUGCUGAAAGGAGGUCUGUCCUAGAUGCUGCUCAGAUUGUUGGCCUGAACUGUCUGAGACUGAUGAAUGACAUGACAGCAGUGGCUCUUAACUAUGGAAUUUAUAAACAAGACCUUCCAGCUCCAGAAGAGAAGCCACGGAUAGUGGUGUUUGUUGACAUGGGACAUUCUGCAUUUCAAGUAUCAGCCUGUGCUUUUAACAAGGGUAAAUUAAAGGUGCUUGGCACAGCCUUUGAUCCCUUCCUAGGGGGGAGAAACUUUGAUGAAAAGUUAGUGGAUCACUUUUGUGUGGAAAUAAAAGCAAAGUAUAAACUGGAUCCGAAAUCAAAAAUUCGAGCUCUUCUUCGUCUGUAUCAGGAGUGUGAGAAACUGAAGAAGCUAAUGAGCUCUAACAGCACGGACAUCCCACUUAACAUUGAGUGCUUUAUGAAUGAUAGAGAUGUGGCUGGAAAGAUGAACAGAUCCCAGUUUGAAGAAUUAUGUGCUGAGCUCCUACAAAGGAUAGAGGGGCCCCUCCAUUCAUUAAUGGAACAAACUCAGUUUAAAGUGGAAGAUGUGAAUGCUGUUGAGAUUGUUGGUGGAGCUACACGCAUUCCAGCUGUUAAAGAGAAAAUUGCUAAGUUCUUUGGCAAAGAUGUCAGCACAACACUGAAUGCAGACGAAGCUGUUGCAAGAGGCUGUGCUCUACAGUGUGCAAUUCUUUCUCCAGCAUUUAAAGUGCGAGAAUUCUCUGUCACAGAUGCAGUUCCAUUCCCAAUAUCUCUGAUGUGGAACACAGAAGCAGAUGACACUGAAGGGGUUCAUGAAGUGUUCAGCAGAAAUCAUGCAGCACCUUUCUCCAAAGUUCUCACCUUCUACAGAAAAGGUCCAUUUGAGCUAGAAGCUUUCUAUUCUGAUCCUAAUGGUGUCCCAUAUCCUGAAACAAAGAUUGGCAGAUACAUUGUCCAAAAUGUGGCAGCUCAGAAAGAUGGAGAGAGGUCUAAAGUUAAAGUUAAAGUCCGUGUCAAUACUCAUGGCAUUUUCAGUGUGUCUACUGCCUCAAUGGUAGAACAAGUUAAAGCUGAAGAGAAUGAAGAUCUCAGUGUGGAGACUGAAGUAGUGAUUGUGAACCAGAGGCCUCCGGAGAAUUCAGAUGAUAAAAAUAUCCAGCAAGACAACAAUGAAGCUGGAACACAGUCCCAGGUACAAACUGAUGGUCAACCAACUCCACAGUCUCCCCCUUCACCAGAACCUUCCUCUGAAGAAAACAAAAUACCAGAUGCCAAGAAAACAAAUGAGAAGAAAAGUGAUCAACCUCCAGAAGCCAAAAAACCCAAGAUAAAGGUGAAGAAUGUAGAGCUGCCUAUUGAAGCUAAUCUGGUCUGGCAGUUAGGGAAAGACCUUCUCAACAUGUAUAUCAAAACAGAGGGCAAGAUGAUCAUGCAAGACAAGCUGGAGAAGGAAAGAAAUGAUGCAAAAAAUGCUGUGGAAGAAUAUGUGUAUGAGUUCAGGGAUAAGUUAUCAGGACCAUACCAAAAGUUUGUUUGUGAAGAGGAUCUUCAAAAAUUCUCUGCAUUCCUAACAGAGAUAGAAGAUUGGUUGUAUGAGGAUGGAGAGGACCAAGCUAAACAGGUGUACAUAGAUAAAUUGGAUGAUUUAAAGAAACUAGGUACUCCAAUUGAAAUGCGAUACCAAGAAGCUGAGGAGCGACCACGGGUGUUGGAAGAACUGGGACACAAGCUUCAACACUAUGCCAAAAUAGCAGGAGAAUACAGGGACAAGGAUGAGAAAUACAUUCACAUUGAUGAAUCGGAAAUGAUAGAAGUAGAGAAAUGUGUCAAGGAAAUGAUGGAAUGGAUGAGUAAUGUUAUGAAUGCCCAGGCUAAAAUGAGCCUUGAUCAAGAUCCAGUUGUACGUGCAAGUGAAAUCAAAGCAAAGCUAAAGGAAUUACACAGUGUGUGUGAGCCUAUAGUGCUGCAACCAAAACCAAAUGUUGACUCACCUAAAGAGGAAAAUCCAUUGAAUGGACCCAGUCUUCAUACAAAUGAAGGUAUGGAAGAAGAUAAAAAUAAUGCUGAAAUCCAUCAACAAAAUGGUGAUUGUCAUCCAAACGAUAAAAACACGACGAGCAUGGACUUGGACUAGACUACUGCAUUGUAUUGAGCAAUUAGAUCUCAUGAAAGAAAAUAUUAUUGCUUUAGUAUGUGAUUUUGUGGGGGGGACAUAUAGUUCUGGGAACUAUUUAUAUUUUUUUCAUAAGGUUGUCUGGAAUGUGUUGUAUGAUGGUGGGGCGGGGGAGUAGAAAGCUGAUCAUGACUACCAUAAAAGGGAAAAUUGCCUUGGUAACUUUCAGAUUCCUGUGGAAUUGUGAUUUCAUACUAAGCUUCUGUGCAGUAUUUAACCGUUAGCUUCAGUAAGGAUGAAAUCAGUUUUGCUAUGAUACUUACUGCUCCUUCACCAGGCUUGUAACUGAAAUAGUCAUAAGCACUUGUAGAUGCCAAGGUAGUUUUCUUUCAUUUGACCACUCAUUUGGCACAUCUGUAUAAAGCCAAUGGCUGUUCAAUUUACAAUGAACAAAAUAAACCUCCUGUCCUAAGCCUCACUCUCUUUAUCACUGUCCUGUACCCUCGCUGACUAGUAAGAUGGUGAAAGGUGUUAAGUAGCAUGUUAAGUGGUAGAUUUCAUCUUGUUAAACAGUACAUUUUCAUGUGGAGAAAGCAAAAUGAAAGAGAUGCUGAUCCUGUUCAUCUUGUUGUGAAACCUUUUAAUGAGCUUUAAUAAUAAAGUUCAUCUAACUGGUA